This is a messenger RNA of Sphaeramia orbicularis (orbiculate cardinalfish), 7699 nucleotides long. It is a transcript of the gene hook3, whose product is annotated as hook microtubule-tethering protein 3. Gene Ontology annotation, cellular component: cytoplasm; centrosome. The record is from RefSeq and is a predicted model, not a curated record. Lineage: Eukaryota; Metazoa; Chordata; Actinopteri; Kurtiformes; Apogonidae. Gene Ontology annotation, biological process: cytoskeleton-dependent intracellular transport; cytoplasmic microtubule organization. Gene Ontology annotation, molecular function: microtubule binding; dynein light intermediate chain binding. The transcript has 23 exons. The coding region runs from base 106 to 2259 and encodes 717 amino acids.
CGGACUGCCAGACGUACAGAGCGAGAGAGAGCUCGGGGGUGUAUGAAGCCGACUGGUAACUUAAAGCUCCGAUCAACACACAAAGUCAGUCUACGUUAGUUAAAAAUGAGCACAUCGGAGUCAUUGGAUCGAAUGGAGCUCUGCGAGAGCCUCUUAACGUGGAUACAGACGUUUGGAGUGGAGGCCCCAUGCAAAACAGUAGAAGACUUGACUAGUGGUGUCGUCAUGGCCCAGGCUCUACAGAAAAUAGAUGCUGCAUAUUUCAAUGAAGCAUGGAUAAGUAGAAUCAAGCCAGAGGUCGGGGACAAUUGGAGGUUAAAGAUCAGCAAUUUAAAGAAAAUUCUGAAAGGCAUCCUAGACUAUUAUCAGGAGGUCUUAGGUCAACACAUUAAUGAUUUCACACUACCAGACGUGAACCUCAUUGGAGAACACUCCGAUGCAGCAGAACUUGGGAGGAUGUUACAACUUAUACUGGGCUGUGCUGUCAACUGUGAACAGAAACAGGAAUACAUUCAGACUAUAAUGAUUAUGGAGGAGUCUGUACAGCAUGUUGUCAUGACAGCCAUCCAAGAGCUGAUGAGUAAAGAGACUCCAGUGAUGGGGGGAAAUGACUCAUACGUGGACCUAGACAGACAGCUGAAGAAAACAGUUGAAGAGCUGAAUGAUGCUUUGGCAACCAAGGAAGAGAUUGCCCAGAGAUGUCGUGAGCUUGACAUGCAGGUUGCAGCCCUGCAAGAGGAGAAAAGCAGUUUAUUAGCAGAAAACCAGGUCUUGAUGGAGAGACUUAACCAGUCAGACUCCAUAGAGGAUGUAAACAGUCCUGCAGGGCGCAGACAUCUUCAGCUGCAGACACAGCUGGAGCAACUACAGGAAGAAACCUUCAGGUUGGAGGCAGCCAAAGAUGACUAUAGGAUCCGGUGUGAAGAACUUGAAAAAGAACUUUUGGAUGUGAAGUCACAGAAUGAAGAACUCGUAUCACUGGCUGAUGAAGCCCAGUCUCUCAAGGAUGAGAUGGAUGUCCUCAGACAUUCAUCAGACAAAGUCUCCAAACUGGAAGGCACAGUGGAACACUAUAAGAAGAAACUGGAGGACAUGGGACUUCUCAGGAGACAGAUUAAGCUGCUGGAGGAGAAAAACACAGUGUUAAUGCAGACCAACGUCAGUUUGGAAGAAGAGCUACGCAAAGCAAAUGCCACCAAAGGCCAGCUGGAGACUUACAAAAGACAGGUGGUCGAGCUUCAGAACAGAUUGUCAGAAGAGUCUAAAAAGGCUGACAAGAUGGAGUUUGAGUACAAAAGACUCAAAGAGAAAGUGGAUUCCCUCCAGAAAGAAAAAGACCGUAUGAGAACAGAGAGAGAUUCUCUAAAGGAGACCAUCGAGGAGCUGCAUUGUGUCCAAGCUCAAGAAGGACAGCUAACAUCAGGUUUGUUCCCAUUGGUCAGCAACGAUGGCUCUGAUUCACUGGCUGCUGAAAUCACCACCCCAGAGAUUAGAGAGCAUUUGAUUCGUCUUCAACACGAGAACAAGAUGCUGAAGCUGGCUCAGGAGGGAUCAGACAAUGAAAAGAUUGCACUGUUGCAGAGUUUACUGGAGGACGCCAACCGAAGAAAAAAUGAACUGGAGACAGAGAACAGAUUAAUCAAUCAGCGCCUUAUGGAGGAACAGAGUCAGGUAGAGGAGCUGCAGAAGAAUCUGCAAGAACAAGGAUCCAAAGCAGAUGAUUCUUCCAUUCUCAAGAAGAAAUAUGAAGAGCACAUGGAGAAAUUGCGGGAGUUGAAUAAUGAGUUACUGAAGAAAAAUGCUUUGAUUGAUGAAAUGGAGCCCAAAUACAAUGCCAGCUCUCAACGAGUAGAAGAACUUGAAGAUGCAUUGAAAAAGAAAGAUGAUGACAUGAAACAGAUGGAGGAAAGAUAUAAGAAAUAUCUGGAGAAGGCCAAGAGUGUAAUCCGGACUCUGGACCCCAAGCAGAACCAGGGUUCAGGUCCAGAGGUUCAAGCCCUCAAGAACCAGUUGCAGGAGAAGGAGAGGAUGUUGCACUCGCUGGAGAAAGAGAUGGACAAGACAAAAAGCCAGAGAGAUUACGAGGAGAAACUGAUUGUAUCUGCAUGGUACACCAUGGGUAUGUCUAUGCAGAAGAAGGCGGCUGAAGACAGACUUGCCAACACUGGUUCUGGUCAGUCGUUCCUGGCCCGGCAGAGACAGGCCACCAGCACACGUCGCUCCUACCCAGGCCAUGUCCAGCCAGCUACCGCAAGGUAGAUGGCAUUAGUGCAGAAAAAUAGUGUGCCACACUACUCUACAAAUCCCUUGAACCUAAAAUGUGCCUUUUUAAGGCACAGUAUUCCCUUUCUUUUCUAAUGGAUAUCAUUGUUUUCCUGUUUAUUGAUUUUCCUUUUUGUGUCUUCUUGAUUAGAUCCAUGAGGUAGAGAUGCCAGCAAAGGUUGCCCAAAUCUUGCACCAUUUUUAUUCCUGACUAAGCAUAUUUUUCCCCUGACUCCUGUGAUGCCAGGCUUUUUCACAUCCCAGCAUAUUUGAGCUUCAAGGCUCCUUUCUUUAAUAGGGUCUGACUAAUCACUCCACCCAAACACCCUCUUCUUCCCUCCCAACCACUGAUCUACCUGAACCUAGGCUCUUUGGCAAACUUUUGCCAAGCAGGUAAUCUGGACCCUAAAGCAGAGAUGAAUCUUGAUGUGCUACUGUUAUUUUUUGUUCAAAGAAAAUGCUCUGCCUGUUAAUGCAGUAUUUAUGCACAUCUCUACCUGUGAUGACAUGUGAGGUUCAGUGUGUUUUUUUUGACUGCAGUUGACACAUUUUUUGUCCUGCGUUUUGUUGUUAAGCUGUUUUAAUGUAGCUUUAAUCAGGUAACAGCAAUUUUCAGUCAAAUGUGACAAAUUGAUUUAUUCAAAUGGAAGAUAAUGCAGUUUUCUUUGUGCAAUGUUAUUGUUUUUCUAUGUGAGAUCAGUACUAAGCAACACAUACAUUUAGACAUAGGAAAAUGUAUAGUAACCAUAUGUAAAUGUACCAUUUGCAUCCUAAAUGGUCUGAAUGAGGUGUAAUCGGUCUACAAGGUUUGGUGUGAAACAUGCAGCUGUCAGCUGGUAACAGUGCAGCAAUAAUAUUGAAUGCUAAUGUCCUCCCAAGAAAUCCAUCUGUAACCACUCAAGUGGUUUAAGCUCUACCAGCAUUUCCCAUGUUGUCUCAGACAUGCCUUAUGUGCCAUAGUGAUACAUUUAAAUAUAUGUACCUCAGUAUUUGUUCAACAUUACUCUGCACAGCACACUUCCCUCCCUAAAGUACACCAAAUACAACAUAGUGAAUUCCAUUGUAGUUGAUGGGGUCUGUCCUGAGUGGUUUGGAGAAGAGAGGCAGUUUGUGCAGGUUGACUGCCUUCAAUGCCAUUGAGUCCACAAAGAGAUGGAUUGGAUUCAGUGUAGCACAUUAGAGUGGACUUACUUUUAUUGUCAUUCAGACUCCCUAACUGUCGGGGCAAAAAUGGUUUUUCCAAGUGCAUUAAACUAUAAUAAGUCUGGCACUGCACAGUACUGCCCAUAUCCCUUUGAAUAGGAAUAGGGAGGAUUGUAAUUUUCGCAUCUUGUCUUUAACCCAUAUUUUCAUUCUCUCCCUCAUCAUGUUUUUAAGGUACAUCAUGGAUGUUCUAUUAUUGGAACACUUGAUAUGUAUUCAUCAUUAACCGGCUUAUUAUAGGCGUACAUAUCAGUAACAUAUUACUGUAGCUCUUUAUUAGACACCAUGAAGAAUAUCUCACUCACUUUAAAUGCAUGACCCUUAACAGUUUUCAUCCAAUAACUUCCUAAUUAUUGCUUAUUGAUUGUAAGUGAGGAGAAGUUUUUGGACCUGAAUCUUAAUAUGUUUUGCUCAUUAUAAGUAGUGUAAGGUAGAACUGUUAUUCUUCCUGGAAUAAAUAGUGUGAUGUAACACAAAAAACCCUCUAGUAUUGUAAAUUUGCUUCUAUUUCACAGUAGUUAUAACACAUAACUACUGCAGUUGCCAGACCCUGUGUCACACUUCCAUGUAUUGUGUUAAAAUCAUAUUUCAUGUGUAACAACCCCCAUAUUAAUAAGCAGUAAGUAGAAAGUUAUUGUGGGGAAACUGUCAGGUACUGACCUGAGAAUUAUAAUGGAAAACUCAUGUAGAAUUAGUCCAUCAUAAGAACUAAUAAAGAGCCAUUAUGUUGCUAAUAUGCAUUUUUGUAGGAAACUAGUUAAGGCUGAAUAUUUAUACUUAACCUAUAUGAUUAACAUGAUGGAUCAUCAGAUGCUUUGUCAUUAACCCAGACAAUUUUUCAAGUGCCCCGUGAGGUCAAGGUCAGAAUGUAGGGCUCAUUACUCGGCUCUGUUGUCUGACUGGUGUCUCUCUCUGUCUCCUCCCUCAACAGCAAUAUCACUGCAUGACUGACACUCCAGUGAACUGGCCAAGCUUGAUUUAUCCUGGCCUUAGUUGGCCUAUGCUGGCCCCAGACUCGGCUAUGCUAAGCCACAUGAUGCAUGAACUACCUGCCUGCCUACUGUUUGCAUGAGUUCGCAUUGACACAAGGCUGCAAAUAACCAGCACACCAGCAGCAGCAUGAGCACUAACAACCCUCUGCAGCGUCAUGCAUUGUAACUUCCAGACAAGCGCAUGGAGGGGUUGUGUCGGUAAAGGAAUCCCCACCUUCCUCCUGUAUUUAAACACCUUCUGACCUUUCCUUCUCCUUUCUCCUGUACCGUUUUCCUUCCCCCUUUUAAUCCCUGUCUGCAUUCUCCUGCUCCUCUCUCCUCAUGGACAUGCCUGCUUGUGCUUCUACAUUACAUCGACUCUGUUACAAUUCAACUUGUUGCACAAACCUGGACAACAGAGGCAGAAUAUCCCAGUAUCAGUAUACAAUCGUUUGUCUGUCAACCAAACAGUUGAUUUAUAAAUAGUCCAUCUCUAUUAUUUGUCUGUUACAUUGUCUGGCUCUUUCAGGAUACCUCAGUGACAUAUUUUCACAUAUCUGUUUUUGAUUACCUGUUGGCAUCAAUCACAGAGAAAAAUUUGAGAGUUGUAAACUACAGAUCGGAAUAGCUGUUGAAGAUAUGUCUCAUGCUUUUGUCACAAAGCAAAUGGAAGUCCAAUAGAGAAAUGGUUCUGUCCAACCUUUCCUCUAUAUGUUGUUAGACGGCAUCCUAGACAUGUUUUUACCUCAAGUAUUAUUGAGUGAAUCAGGUUUGAGUAAAGGAGAGCUUGUGGGGCAUUACUGCAUUGGCCCCUGGGCUUUUUGGACAGCAGUAGGACCAUGGGAUGGCAAAGAAAGUGUUUUAUAAUGUCUCACAUUAUUUCAGAUAUGCUUUUAUACAGAAGCCCUUAUUAAGCCUUCUUGUAUUUUUUUCUUUAGAACAAAUUCCACAUCAUGUAGCCUGUGCUUCAUGAUAAAAUGCACAUUGAGUUAUUCCAAUACAGUAUUCUUAACUUAAGCUACAUUUUAAUAAACAUGUACAUUGUAUGUUGUUUGUCUAAACAGCAACUAAUCUUGUACAUGUAAUAAACUUUACUGACAGGUUUGAUACAUUACCACAGAACUGAGAUGAUGAUAUGAUGUUAAAAUGUAAUUGUUGCCUGGAGGAAGACUUCUAAAACUAUACUUGAGCUUAAGUAAGCAAGUGUACAGUGUCUCUUACUGUGGAUGGAAAGGGCUAAUCAGAUACAAUUAUGGAAAGGGAAAUAAUUCCAUCACUGUAAAAGGCCUGUUGAUAACAGCCUUCUUCAUUAAAUUAAUAUUAUAGCAGACUCAGCCUUGUGUUGUAUUAGGGUCAUUUAUGUGAAACUGUCUGGCAUUCAUUCUGCUCAUUGCUGUUUUUUUAACAGUAUAAAUACAGUAUUUUACAUUUUAACAGCAAUGUGAAGCACAUACCUUAACUGAAAAUGUGAUUUUAUCAUCAUAGAUGAGGAAACCUCAUUUGAAUUGAUAAAAAGGUGAGGAAAUAUAUUAAAAAAUAAACAUGUGGCGCUGAGGUAGAAUUCAGCUGGAUGUUUGCAUCUUCCAGGUGUAAAUGCACGUCUUAAUCAGAGAGAUGAUCAAAUCCUCCAGUCUAACCGAGUGCCUUUGUUUGAGAAGGGUUUCUAUAUUAAAAAAAAAAAACUAAAACUCCAUUGGGUCUUUUAGUUUGAAAAAGAAAAAAAAAUCAGCUUUAAUGCCAUCCCAUAUCAUCAUUUCUUGACAAACUUGUUCAAAAUAACAGGCUUAAUGAGGGCUUUUACUUCUCGUGUUGUUAUCCUGUUUUACUCAUAACUGUUAUAUUGUGCAACCUACGUUUAAUUCAUGCAGUGCAUCUGUUAUCUUAAUGGCUUAUUUAUUUUAUUUUCUGCUUUUACAGCAUUGGUGUUAAUUUUUUUAGUAUUAUAUCACCACUGUAAUGGUUGUUAAUGUUCUGCACAGCAUUUAAAUACUGGUCUUAUGCAACAAAAAGAGUCCACCUCUGGUAAUAGAGUGGUGCUUGUCUCCAUUUAUUGAAAAUGACACAGAGGUUAAUGAAAUCACACAUUGGAUUAAACUGGUAAAGCAAUGCAAAAGUAUAUACAGAGGGAGCUUUCACUGUGCAAACAAACCAGUUUGAAAAUGAAUGUUAUUUAAAAAAAAAAAAAAAAAAAAGCAUAUUUUACCCUACAAUUAUCUGUUUUCCAGUGUUUCAGUGAUGGCAGUAAACAGUAGGGAGUUGAAGGAUCUAACAUCAGUUUGUCAAAAUUUGGUCAGAUAGGAAAGUGGUGUCCAGGCAUCUGAUCUGCUAAACCUAAAGCCUUCAGUAUCUCCAGAAGCAGCCACAAGUUUGACUAUAUUAGAAACUUUUAACCGUCCACCCACAUAUAAUCAUCAGUUUAUUCAGUAUUUGUUCAUUUUGGAAAACAUCCACCAGUUUUAAUCUAUCAGGGAUAAUUUGGGAGACACAUUUUGGAGUUUUGACUUUAUUUUUCUGAUUAGUAACAACUGUUACAUUCUUACCCCCCUCACACCAGCCACUGUAUUUUGAUGCCUUUGUUUCUGUGUAUAUACAGUAUUUCACAAUGACAAUUUUCAUUUACCAGGGAAGAUAUUAUUUACCUACUGUUACUGUUGCAUAACAAAGACACUUGUUUUAAAGUCACCUGGUUUAGGUCAUUGUUCUUCUCAAUAUAGACAAAGUUGUAAUUUUUCACUUGUGUUACUGUAACAGUGUGUAUGAACAAAGUACUGAAUGAGGUUUGCAGUAAUGGUUACAAUAGUAAGUUAUAAUUUGGUAUAUUUGUUACAUCCAAAACCUAAAAUGAAUACCCAGUUUUCCCUUCUGUUACUUGCUGCUAAUGCCACAAAGAGGCAGCGAAAACUGUAACCGAGUGAUGAAACGAACAACGUGAGGCUGUCGACAGGUCAGAAUUUACCACAAAGCGUGCAGUGUUUGCUGUAUUUUUUACUCAUUGGGAAACCUUUUCUUUACAUAUCGAAGUAGCAAAUAACCUUUCCAUUUGCCAAGUUUUUUAUUGCUUGUAUACAACUACACUUUGUACAUACUUAAUGUGUCAGAGGUAGAGGAAGUGUCCAACUAUUGGAGAAUGGAAAAAAUAAAACUCAUGUCUAGUUAGGUGGAUUUCAUAUAGCAUCUGUCCAUUGAGGACUUGUUGAUAAAAUUGUGCUUCCUAUACCGCAAAACUUGGAAAUAACAUUGUAAAUAAAGCUUGUAUAAAACAG